Molecule: messenger RNA, 369 nt
Organism: Parnassius apollo (apollo)
Lineage: Eukaryota; Metazoa; Arthropoda; Insecta; Lepidoptera; Papilionidae
Source: the annotation of a GenBank genome assembly
AUGAACCCAAUGCUGGUGACCUAUUUGGAAGCCAGCCGGGACCUUUGCGAGACGGACUCAAUUCUUUUUGGCGCCGCACUGGCAGUCUGCCGUAUUAUAGGCGCCAAACUUUCCACGGCUGGACGCGCUACUGGACAUAGUAGUGCUAUCCCAGCCUGGAGAAUAAGAAUUGAAGAACGUAUCGCAAAGGCUAGCGCGCUCAUCGGCAGACUGAUAUGCUUCAAGUCAGGCAAUACCAGGCCAAGGAUUGUGCGCACCGUCAGGAUGGCGUUUUCUGGGACAAAUGUUAGUUUGUCCCAGCCGGAUAUAAUGCAAAAACUGGCGGAGCGCAAAGCAUGCAGUUGUAUAUAUCUCGAAUGGUAUCUAUAG